Molecule: messenger RNA, 2713 nt
Organism: Cygnus atratus (black swan)
Lineage: Eukaryota; Metazoa; Chordata; Aves; Anseriformes; Anatidae
Gene: RDH10
Product: retinol dehydrogenase 10
Exons: 6
Coding region: 13-1029 (338 amino acids)
Cellular component (GO): lipid droplet
Molecular function (GO): oxidoreductase activity, acting on the CH-OH group of donors, NAD or NADP as acceptor
Source: RefSeq, a predicted model, not a curated record
GGGGCCGGCAGUAUGAACAUCCUGCUGGAGCUCUUCGUGGUGACUUUCCGGGUGCUCUGGGCUUUCGUGCUGGCCGCCGCCAAGUGGCUGGUGCGGCCCAAGGAGAAGAGCGUGGCCGGGCAGGUGUGCCUCAUCACCGGGGCGGGCAGCGGCCUGGGCCGCCUCUUCGCCCUCGAGUUCGCCCGGCGCCGGGCUCUGCUGGUGCUGUGGGACAUCAACACGCAGAGCAACGAGGAGACGGCGGGCAUGGUGCGCCACAUCUACCGCGAGCUCGCCGAGGCCGCCAGCGCACCCAAAGAUGGAGAAAAAGAUGUGCUGCCCCAUUGCAACUUGCAGGUUUACACGUACACCUGCGAUGUGGGCAAAAGAGAAAAUGUCUACUCGACAGCGGAGAGGGUCCGCAAAGAGGUUGGCGAGGUGUCCGUCCUGGUUAACAAUGCCGGCGUGGUCUCUGGGCACCAUCUCCUGGAGUGUCCUGAUGAGCUUAUCGAGAGGACCAUGAUGGUCAACUGUCACGCACAUUUCUGGACAACUAAAGCAUUCCUUCCCAAGAUGCUGGAAAUGAAUCAUGGGCACAUUGUGACAGUUGCAAGUUCCUUGGGACUGUUCAGUACUGCUGGAGUGGAGGAUUAUUGUGCCAGCAAAUUUGGAGCUGUAGGUUUUCACGAGUCUUUGAGCCAUGAAUUGAAGGCUGCCGAAAAGGACGGAAUCAAAACAACUUUAGUCUGCCCUUAUCUUGUUGAUACAGGAAUGUUCAGGGGGUGCAGGAUCAGAAAAGAAAUUGAGCCUUUCCUUCCACCCUUGAAGCCAGAAUACUGUGUGAAGCAGGCUAUGAGAGCUAUCCUUACAGACCAGCCAAUGAUUUGCACGCCUCGCCUAAUGUAUAUGGUCACCUUCAUGAAAAGUAUUCUGCCCUUUGAAGCAGUUGUAUGCAUGUAUCGGUUUUUGGGAGCAGACAAGUGUAUGUACCCUUUCAUUGCUCAAAGGAAACAGGCUACAAACAACAAUGAAGCAAAAAAUGGAAUUUAACACUGGUUUGGAUGGACUAAGAUUUAUAGGUGAAUAUGAUAAUGUUACAUAAGUAAAUUGUGAAGCACACUUGCAUCUAUGAGAUGCAAAUGUCAACAUCUUACUGUGGCAUUCUCUUGCGUCCUAAACCUGUGUAUUGAACUCUAAAAAUCUUUUUUUUUUUUUAAUAUACUGUAAAUAAAACUGACUAGAGUACUUGGAAAAUGUGAUAGGUAAAGUGAAUUUACAAUGUAGCUGCCACCAUUGUCCUUUAGAAUAUCACUGUAUGUACAGUAAACUAGUCAUACUACUACUUGUAGGGAUGCACUGUGUGAUAUCUCUUCCUCAGCCUGCCAAGGUUUAUAAGAGCUGUCUACAGCUAGAAGAUGCAAUGUUUCAGAAGCUGUUCAUUUUUCCCUAUGGUAUUUGAGAAAGGAGGGAAAUCUUGAGAUUUGAGCUACUACUUAUGACCUUUUAGCAAAUUCAAGGACAGUUUCUGAAUGCAUCUCUUGCUAUAUUAUCCCAAGCUCUCUAAAGGACACAUGGCCAAAUUGUGCUGUAAUUCUCUUUUGUAGCAAUUGUGUGUGUUCUAUUUAAACAAAGAUAAAAUUAAAUUUGUAAAUCUCUGCCGAUUCAAAGGCAAGUGAAUGUCUCAGAAAUACUCUGAGCAAACCUGUACUGGGCAUCUGGUUUUCUAGGAGUUCAGUCAGUGAUUUAAACUGACUUUUUUCAAGUUGCUUGAUUUGAAAUAUGCUCUGUUCUGUUUCCCUCUGCAUAUGUCAGAAUCCAACCUGUUGUUACGGACUAUACGUUUCUUUUCUUCCUACUUAUUCGUACUUCCGACAGAGUUUUCCCACCCCCUGAGGAAGCUGUUGUAUUAAGUUUCUGUAACUGGACUUGUGCCUAAAAGACAAAGCAACUCAGCUGACAUACAAACUGUUUAUGUAACUGCUGGUCAUAUGCCAACUAUUAGCAAAGGAAGAAUAGAAUAACGCCUGAUGCAACUUUACAUGUGGAGUAUAGAAGGGUGUAAAGAUUUUUUUGAGUUGUACUCACAUUGUAGAACAGCAAAUGACAUUUUUACAGUAUUUUUUGUAAAGCGAACAAUUUUGUGCCUUGAAUUUGGUAAUCUGUAUUAGUGAAGCAUUGUAAAAGUGAACUUCUACCUCUGUAUCUUAAUGUAUACCAUCCACUUGUAAACUACUAUUGGACAAUUUGUGAUUACUUUUUUAGAAUGUCUUGUUAAAUAGUGACCAAUGCCUGUGGUUAUUAAAGUGAGCCACCUUUUCCUUAAAGCAGUGAUUGGAAUGCUUCCUUGAAAGACUACUUCAAACUACUUUUGCCUGCUCCUGCUAUUUAGUAUCAACACAGUUCACAUAUUUAUUGCUCAAUUCCUGUAUCCGCUUUGUCAACUACAUGGUUUACAGUCUAAUCUCAUAAAUUGAUCAAUAAGCACUGUGAAAUAAGGCUUUAGGAGCUGACAGUUUUCUAUCAUUUCUAAACUCAUCAAUGAAGUAGCUGGUCAAAGAGCUUCUGAAGAGUACCCAUUUUGGUUUUCUAUAGCGUUUCACUUAGAUCUACAUAAAAAUAGUCUGGUGUGGAUGCAGUUUUAAUGCCUCAAAAAGUAAAUGUAGUUUCAGUCCAACUGCAGUUAUUACUGCGUAUAUAUAACAUGCAAAAUAAAAAAAAAAUCCAAUAUCUGUAU